Dicentrarchus labrax (European seabass) is the source of this 4600-nucleotide messenger RNA. Its product is annotated as USP6 N-terminal-like protein. The record is from RefSeq and is a predicted model, not a curated record. Lineage: Eukaryota; Metazoa; Chordata; Actinopteri; Moronidae. Bases 473 to 2119 code for a protein of 548 amino acids. The transcript is spliced from 15 exons.
GAUCUUACAGCUCACACUCGGCUGACUGGUGCCACGCUGCGGCGCCUGCUCAGUGCGCCUCCGCCGCUGCUGCUCGGAUCCUGGACCAGGAGCUCCUCUGCGUCCUCUGCACUGUGUGUGCGUGUGUGUGUGCGUGUGUGUGUGUGUCUGUGUGUGUGUGUGUGUGUGUGUGUACAGUGUGUGUGUACAGUGUGUGUCUGAUGGUAACCUAUGGAUUGACGGAGGGAGGCUAUUGUUGUCAGCCCGGUGGUUCUUUCUGCUGGAGCUGCACUUUCCCCGGAGAAUGCGCCGGAGCUGCGUUACUGCUCGGAUAGCGCAGAAACCCCCCGCGGAAACACGAUAUUGACAUGAAGAAAGACAUUGAGACUCUAAUAGCAGAGGAACGUGCUGAUAUCAUCUUGAAAUAUGCUGCGGAUGGAGAGUUCACACGUGGUUGGUUUUGUGGUUAAAGAAACGCCCAGCAGACACUGAGAUGGACAAAAGCGUGAAUUCAACUGGCCGGCAGGGCGGCGUGGAGAUCGACCCCUGGGAAGAUGCUGACUACAGUAUCUACAAAGUCAUCGACCGCUUCGGCUUCAUGCAUGAGGACGAGCUGCCCGCCCCGACUACCCACGAGGAAAAGCGGAAGCAGCUGGAGAUAGAGAGAGCGGAGAAGUGGCUGAAGAUGGUGAAAAAGUGGGAUAAAUACAAGAACAGCGACAGGAUGGUGAAGCGGGUGUACAAGGGCAUCCCCCUGCAGCUCAGAGGCCGGGCCUGGGCACUGAUGCUGGACGUGGAGAGGACGAAGAAGGAGAACGAGGGCAAAUACGAGAGAAUGAAGGAGCAGGCCCGACUGUACUCGUCCGAGAUCAAGCAGAUCGACCUGGACAUCAACAGGACCUUUCGAAACCACAUCAUGUUCAUGGAUCGCUUCGGAGUCAAGCAGCAGUCUCUUUUCCACGUUCUUUCUGCAUAUUCGGUCUACAACACAGAGGUGAGCUACUGCCAGGGGAUGAGUCAGAUUGCCGCCCUGCUGCUGAUGUACAUGAACGAGGAAGACGCCUUCUGGGCGCUGUCGCAGCUGCUGACCGAUCAGAAACACGGCAUGCACGGAUUUUUUGUUCCAGGGUUCCCCAAACUUCAGCGGUUCCAGACGCAUCAUGAUCAGAUUAUUUCGAAACUCGUCCCCAAGCUGAAGAAACAUCUGGACAGAGAGCAGAUGUCUGCAGGGAUUUACAGCACCAAAUGGUUCCUGCAGUGUUUCAUCGACAGGACGCCGUUCACGCUGACCCUUCGCCUGUGGGACAUUUUCAUCCUGGAGGGGGAGAGGCUCCUCACCGCCAUGUCCUACACCAUCCUGAAGAUACACAAGAAGCGCCUGCUGAAGAUGUCUCUGGAGGAGCUCAGGGAGUUCCUGCAGGAGCGGAUCGCUCAGACUUUCCUCUACAGCGACGACGUCAUCGUCGAGCAGCUUCAGGCCUCCAUGACCGAACUGAGGAAGAUGAAGCUGGACCUUCCUCCUCCAGGGAAACCCGACGAGUUGCCCCGUAAGCCUCUGGGUCAGGAGCUGCCGGUGCUGUUGAGUCCAGUCCAGCCCUCCAGAGGGAAGUCGUCCUCAGCCAGCGGGUUCCCCAGACCCGGCCUGAGCCUCCACAUCAUCUCCCACCAGCCUGACUCCAUCUCCCCAGACCAGAGCCCCUCUAAGGACCCGAGGGAUCUCGACGCUGUGGACGAGGAGGAGGCCCCGCUGCCUUCCCCGGACCCCGUCAUCAUCCACAGCGAGGCUCCGCUCACCCCCGACGGGUCCCCGCUCACGGGCCCUCCGCCUUACCGCCCUCCGGGGAGUCAAGCAGUGGACCGCCACUCGCCACCGGAUCAGCCCUCCAUAGACGACUCCUCGGCCGCCACCACCGAGCAGUCCUCCUGCACGGUCCCGCGGACUCUUUCGGCGCCCGUGGCUCAGGUGGCGUCGCCGGCUUCGGAUCUGGUUCAGUCUGAGAGUCUGUCUGCGGCUGAGAGGGCCGAGGACCACUACCUGGUCCAGCUUCUGGAGCAGGCCUCGGCUCUGGGCACCGACAGGAACCUGAACCAGGACUCCAGUGAAGUGUCGGAGGAAACACGGGACCCGGACACCUCGUGAAGCUCUGAUUUAUUGAUUAUGUGCCCUCUCUGUUUAUUAUUAUUGGAUUAUGUGUGAGUGGAGUUGGCUCUGAACUACACGAGUGUGAUUGAUCGGUCAGAUUAUCGAUGUCAAGCAAUAAUUGCUUAUAAAUAUGGUUCAGUUUUAGUUUGGUAAUUUAAAAAAGUUAGUCAAACGUCCUCCUUUGUUUAAAAGUUUGGGUGUUUUCCACACAGGGAGGGUCUAAAGAAAGAGUUGCAUUAUGGGAAGUGUAGUGUUUUUGGAGCUCGGCCCACAUAGAGGACUAAAAUUUGGUCGUUCAUCUCACAAACUAUUUCAAUGUGGUUUCAAUUGCAGAGGAAUUUCAAAUAUUAUUAUUGUAGAAAAUUAAAAUGGACAUCAUUUAUUAUUUAAUUGACCCUUCCUAAGCCCCGCCCCCUUUUUGCUAUGUGCUCCAAUCACAGUUGAGCAAGCCUCGGUCAACUUCCUCCUUUCCUGUACUUAGAUAUGCUAUGCUAGGCUAAUCUACGUUGGAAAGACAACCACAGUUUGAAGAUAGUUAAAAGCUAAAAGAGACAUUUAUUUAAGGAUUAAAGGUUAUUUACAACGUAAGAUUGUAGAAAUAAAUUCUGAUUAAAGUUUUGUUUACAAACAAAAUAAUAAUUGUAAUAAUAACAAAUAAUAAAAAGUUAUCUAAGUUAGCUAAAAAACUGUAGUUAACUAACAACAUAGAAAUUAGCUUUCUGAUGUAACUAGCUAGCUAACUUAACAUGUACUACAUAUAUUUCACUUUUAUCGUCACAGUUUGGUUCUUUUCAACAGGAAAGGAGGAAGUUAAGAAGUAAAGUCUGAGGAAGGGUCGGUUACUUUAACCAAAUAAUAAUAAUAAUAAUAAAAACAGUAAUUAAAACAGUCUGUGCAGAGUAAACGUAGCGCGGUCAUUAGCUUCUGCUGCAGCUGUGUCUGUAGAGAUAUCACUGUUUAAAGUUCCUCUCAGACAGACAGACAGACAGUCAGACAGACAGACAGACAGACAGACAGACAAACUGGGAGAGGAGGACGUCUCAGAGGCAUCACCCUUUACAAUAAAAGGAAAUUUUUUUGUAGUUUUGUAACGUUUUCGUCGGAGAACAAAAUGUUGCUCAGUCGGCCUUUGUAAAAUGUUUGCUAGCAGAGUCACAGUUUUAUUUUUUGUACCAAUGUCUCGAUGCCUUAUUUGGAUCCACUUCAGUUCUUCUGUGGACGUUGUUGUUGAUGUUUCGGACACAACAACGGAGGACUAACAGCCGCCUUCGGGUGUCGGACUGAACACGAAGCCUCUGACAUGGUGAGCUGGCUCACUGUUAUGAUUGUACACAUUGAAACAUAUUGAGCUCAUUUUAAAUAAGCGGUUUUCUAGCUCAGUAAUUUAUUGUUUUAUCCUCCUUUAGAAAGGCAUCCGGGUCAUUUAAUAGCUGCUCUCGUGCCACCAUACUUUUUCAAGAACUGGAAUAUUCGCUGCAUUUCGCUGGAGCUCCUUGAAUGGUGAAAGUAGUCUUUUGUUUUUAUUCAUCUCAUGGAGGAAAAUCUGGAUCUAUGGAAGCUCAUUUCUGCCAAUGUGACGGAAAAAGAAAGGAUUCUGUAACUCAAUAUAAUGAGAAACUUUCUCGAAAUAAUGACUUUAAUCUCAAAAUAAUGAGAAACUUUCUCAAAAUAAUAACUUGGUAUCUCAAAAUAAUGAGAAACUUUCUCAAAAUAAUGACUUAGUAUCUUAAAAUAAUGUGAGUUUGAUAUAAAAAGUAACGACGUACAGAAUCAGUUUUUAGUCCCGUUACAUUGGUAUUAAUGGUCUUCCAUAGAUUUUGUUGUGUUUAGAAAUGUACAGUACCGUAGAACCAGUAAGAGUUUAGUUUUCCCAUCUGAGGGUUAGAAGAAUAUUUCUUUAGUGAAAGGUUGACAUCUAGUGGUUGCUUUAGGUUACGCAUGUCUCAAUCUAGAUCUCGCCCAGAGGAGUAGGAAUGUUACAGAGCUGCAGCAAUUAAUCGAUUAGUUGCUUUUAUGAUCAAUUAAUCAUUUUGAGCUUCUCAAAUGUGAAGAUUUUCUGGUUUCUUUAGUCUUCUGACUCUUCAAACAACUAAUUGAUUAAUUGAGAAAAUUAUCAGAAACGACAUUAUUGAUCAGCUGCAGCCCUGAAAUGUUGUAGAAAUAGUUUCAAACAUUUAGAAAAUUAUCCAAAUAACAACAAAUCAGCAUUGCAAUUUAAUGCCGUUAUAUUUGACUGACGUGUUCUGGCUUUUUAUGACAUUUGACUGUAUUUCAGUGCUUAAACUAAACAAUGUUUUCAGUAAUUGUGAUUCAGAGCAGCCGCAGUUUUCUCCAGUAAAGUUACAGUAAAGUUACAGUAGAACGACAUUGUUGAGCACUUCAGGUGUUUAAUUCUACAGAUUUGUUGUAUAUGGAAGCACCUUUUGUUUGGAUGAAACUGACGGAGCUGAAACAAUACAACGUUUAUCUUCCUCGAUA